Molecule: messenger RNA, 672 nt
Organism: Vicia faba (fava bean)
Lineage: Eukaryota; Viridiplantae; Streptophyta; Magnoliopsida; Fabales; Fabaceae
Source: the annotation of a GenBank genome assembly
AUGGAUUCAAUUCAAGAUUUUAUGGACUCAUGUAACUCUGACAACACUUGCAGCCUCACCAACAGCACCAUCACCACCAACGACACCACCACCAUCCACAACACCACCACCUUAGUUUGCAGCUCUUCUCCUUCUGGUUCUACCACCACCAGCAGCCGCUAUGAGAACCAGAAACGCCGUGACUGGAACACUUUCGGACAGUACCUCAAGAAUCACCGCCCUCCUCUCUCCCUCUCCAGAUGCAGCGGUGCACAUGUUCUUGAAUUUCUCCGCUACUUGGAUCAAUUUGGCAAAACAAAAGUGCACACACCAAUUUGUCCUUUCUAUGGACAUCCAAAUCCUCCAGCACCAUGUCCAUGUCCAUUAAGACAAGCUUGGGGAAGCCUCGAUGCACUGAUAGGUCGUUUAAGAGCAGCUUUUGAAGAAAAUGGAGGAAAACCAGAUACAAAUCCAUUUGGUGCAAGAGCUGUUAGGCUUUAUCUUCGCGAAGUUCGUGAUCUUCAAUCGAAAGCAAGAGGUAUUAGUUACGAGAAGAAGAAACGAAAGCGUCCACCGCAACAACAGCAUCAGCAGCAUCAACAACAUCAGCAUCAACAGCUUCAACAAUUACCAAUGCAAUUGCCUCUUCAUCUUUGUCACCAUCAACAUCAGCUUCCACCUCCAGGUCAAUGA